AUGCAGCACAAUAAGGACUUCAUCCUCUUCGACGAGCCAGGCCCCAGCCUGCCGCCGAGCCAGGGCUCCAUGGCAUCGGCGACGCAAGCUGCCGCCAUGGGACCCGCCACCAACGGCGGUUUCAGCCAGGGCCCGUUUCCUUCCGCAUCCCAGACCGGCUCUCAGUACGCCAUGCCCGUCGACAUUGCCCCCUCGUCCUCCUUCACCCAGCAUCGAUCGCCUCAUCCGAGCCAGUCGCCGCUGCUCGACGACCCGUCCGCAGCAACGGCGAUGAUGGGCACGCUCGACAUGGCCGGCAGCCCGCAAAAGAAGCGUCAGCGCAGCCACGGCUACUCGGCAUCGUGGCACGGCAUCGAUGCAAAUCAGAUGCUCGCACUGCGGCAGGCUCACCAGCAGCAGCAGCAACAGCAACAGCAACAGCAGCAGCAGCAGACGGGCCUGGCAGAUAGCACCGCGACACCGCAGCAGCCCACCAAGGACCCACCCAGCGGCACUCUGGGAGCACCGAUGCACGAGCUCUCCCUCGGCGAAUCCAUACCAAACCAGGCGCUCGACAAUCAAGAGGCCCUCAACGCCGCCUAUGCCAACUUUGGAUCGCCCGGCAGCAACGGCAUGACCCACGAGCAGCAGGAGAGGGUCAAGGCCCAGAUCCGCGCCGAGCUGGCAGGCGUCGACUCGCGCGCCUUCAAGGGCCCGCUCCGCGACAUUAUGCAGCAGCGCAACUACGGCUCGCAAAGCAACAGCCAGAUCAGCCCCAUGUCGGCCUCUUCAGACCCCAUGCAGGCCGGCGUCGCGCCCUCGUUUAGCCUCUUUCCGGACUACGACAUCGGGCAGACGCAUGGCAGCAGCUCCACCUACCGCUCCGGCGAGGCCACGCCGAGAGCCAUGGGCGGCGGCGGGGCCAACGACUACAUGGGCUCGGUGCCGUGCUACCCAGAGAGACCCGGCCAGCCGCGGCGGCGCAGCAGCAGCUUCGAUGCCAGCUUCACCCAGUCGGUCUCGUGGGGCAAGAACUCGCAGGGCUUCCCGACCGAGCUCGACUCGUCGACCACUUCGCAGUGGACGCCCUACUUCGGGACGGGCAGCCUGUCGCAGAAUGCCAGCCAGGCCGAGAUGCUCGCCAACCAGGCGAUGCCACCGCCAUCGCAGCCCUUUUCGCAGUCGCAGUCGCAGUCGCAGCCACAGCCACAGCAGCAGCAGCAGCAGCAGCAGCAGCAGCAGCAGCAGCAGAUUCUUCAGCAGCAGCAACAGCAGCUGCAACAGCAACAGCAACAACAGCAGCAGCAACGGCAGCACCAGAUGUCUUUUCGUCAGGCUGAUGCGCAGCCGCCACCAUCCAUGGCUCAGAAUCGACAAGGUCCGGGCGGUCGUCGCGAGCUGAGACGGGAACCCAGCGGCCUCACAGUGAGCCCUCAGCAGGCGUUCCUCGACUACGACGAUGUCGAGUCCGCGCUGGCCCAUUCCGGGCUGGGAAACAUGCCGAGCCUGUUUGCGCCUGUGCCGCCUGGGCUCGCCGAUGCGCUGGCGGGCCAUGCCAAGAGGGACACGAGCGGCGUCGCAGCCCAGCAGCAGCAGCAGAUUGCCGGCACCCGGACGCCCAAGACGAGCGCCUUUGAGGUGCAUGACUCGGCGGCAAAGACGCCGACCUCGACGCCCGGCAAGUCGACCCACAAGCCUGCGUCGGGCGACGCUCACACGCGCAUCCCCAUGAGCCGGACCGAGACGGCCAAGCAGCACCACUAUCCCAGACGGCCGGGCCACCACCCGCACCAGGUCGAGGGGCGAGGCAGCACCAGCCAGGAAUCUGGCUCGCAGAGCAGCAUCUUUAGCCCCAGCGAGAGCUUCGACACCACCAGCACCGACGACGACGAGGACGAGAGGCCCUACUACCCUCCCAACAUGCGGCCCAGCAUGAUCCGGGGCGGGCCUUCGAGCCUCUACCUCAACUAUCCGGCCAAGCCGCCGAGCGGCAGCCAGGGCUCGGCCAGCGGCUCGCAAGGACGGCGGUCGCAGAGCUUUUCCCGUUCCGGCUCGAGCUCUGACAGGACUCCCGGCGGCGGCGGCGGAGGAGGAGGAGCCUGGGGCCACGUCCGGGCCGAGCCUUGGGCGCACAAGCACCGGCAGAGUACGACUUCGAUCCCCCGCUUCGCCGACGUCUCUGCGUCGAGCAGCGACUCGGACGACGACCGGCGCAACCGAGCACACGCCAACGCCUUCGGCAGCGGCGGUGCCGGCGGUGGUGGUGCGUUGAAUGGCCGACCCAAGCCAAAGGAGCAGUCGUCGUCCGAGGACCUAGACGCGGACGGUGCGACGAUGGCGGGCAAGUCAAAGUACCGGACGACGGGCGGCAAGCCGUCGCGCAUGAUGAUGCCGGGCAUGAUGGGCGGCUACGGCUACAUUCCGGGAAGCCAAGACAGCGGGCUGAGCGUCGCGGCGGCGGGCAUCGGCGGUGCCAUGGCGCCUGGGCAGGCCUCGACGGCCGCGGCCGGACCGCGGGGCGGUGCAUCGGUCGACGAUGUCAGCAUGGGGGGCAGCCAGGACGACGGCAGCCAGAGCCCAUCGAUCCGCAGCUCUGCUCAGGUCAUCGGGGGGCAGCCCAAGAAGACUGUCUCGCCGCCGGUCGGCGCCGGUGGGGCGGCGGGCAAGUUUGGCACGUCCUCGGCUGGCACCGUCUCGACCGUCGCCGAUGCGCUCCGGCUGGUCCAAGAUGGGCCGAAGCGGAGCCCUGUCGAGGCCAAGGACGACAAGAUCGAGGCGUCGGGCGAGGAGGAAGACGACGAGGAGUGGGACGACCUCGAAGGAUCCGGGUACGAGGACCACGGCGGCGGCGCCGGCGCCAGCUCGUCGACCGCGACCAAAGUACCGCAGAAGCGGCGUCGCAAGACCAAGGCGACGAGCAGCGGCGGCGGCGGCGGCGGUGACGGCAAAAAGACGUCGGCAGUCGCGCGGAGCAGCGACUCGCCCACUGCGGGCGGCGCCGGUCGACCGACGGCGGGUACGACGGGCUCGACGCGGUGCGACUACCGCUCGCCGAUCACGGGCAGCGUGUGCCAGACGGCCUUCCACCGGCCGUACGACCUGGCGCGGCACCGCGAGACGAUCCACGCGCGCGAAGAGGCGAGCCUGGUGCGCGAGGGCAAGCUGACGAUGCAAGAUUGCAUCGUGCUGGGCAAGGAGGUCGAUCCGAAAAAGAGCAUGGCCGUCGUCGAGUGGAAGUGCAAGACGUGCAGCGCCAGCUUUUCGCGCAAGGACGCCAUGCUCCGCCACGAGCGCCUGCGGCACAGCGCCAAGUGA
Pseudozyma flocculosa PF-1 is the source of this 3294-nucleotide messenger RNA. RefSeq lists its product as uncharacterized. The record is from RefSeq and is a predicted model, not a curated record. Lineage: Eukaryota; Fungi; Basidiomycota; Ustilaginomycetes; Ustilaginales; Ustilaginaceae. The transcript has a single exon. Bases 1 to 3294 code for a protein of 1097 amino acids.